Messenger RNA from Anisakis simplex (herring worm), 435 nucleotides. Lineage: Eukaryota; Metazoa; Nematoda; Chromadorea; Rhabditida; Anisakidae. The record is from the annotation of a GenBank genome assembly.
AUGUUCUCAUUUGUCAGAAUAAAAGUUAUUCUGCAAUCUCGUGAGCAUCGUAAAAUUCUGCAGUGUGAUAGCCACCAAUUGCUAUUUAUUUGUGUUUCUUCAAGGAAAUGGUUACCAGUGGGCUAUCAUGGACGUUCGUCGAGUAUUCAGCCAUCCGGAACCAGUUUGCGUCGACCAUGGGGACAGACAAAAGCUGAUGACGCUGCUCAGCCAACGUUCGGUCCGUCGAAAUUGGUUGAUUUUGAACUGGAAAUGGCGUUCUUUGUCGGCGGUCCACCAACGGAAGUCGGUGAAACGAUUCCAGUCAAUAAAGCUGAUGAGAGAAUAUUCGGAAUGGUUCUUAUGAACGAUUGGAGUGGUCAGUUUUGUGUGGUGCAGUAUCACGUUUUCGAAUGGCUGAAUUGUGGAAUAUGUGCGAUUUCUAUAAAUAUGUAA